This is a messenger RNA of Paramormyrops kingsleyae, 2630 nucleotides long. The record is from RefSeq and is a predicted model, not a curated record. NCBI's taxonomy places the organism in Eukaryota, Metazoa, Chordata, Actinopteri, Osteoglossiformes, Mormyridae.
CCAAUUAACGCCAGGCGGGGAGUGUUUUGUUCCAGUUUUACAAGUUGUAGUGUUUGAGUUAAAUAUAAAAAAUGUAUGUAUUUAAUUUCAUUCAUUUCAUUGUAAUUUCUAUGGAGUGAAAUAUUUGAAAGUGCGCCAUCUACUGGUUAUUUUUUAGUUUGGCCGACAUAUCAGUUUGUUAGUUUUGAAACAAAAACUUUAUCCUGGAAGUGAACGACGCAGUCACGGAGAAAGACGUCUCGGCAGCUCACAUCGUUAGCCACUCCAGCAUACAUCUUGUUAUGGUUGCAUCGUCGUUUCACCUUUGCUUCAACCAAUAAACCUGGCGAUCUAUAUCCAGAAGUUUGAGUGGAGUAAAGCGUUUAGCUGUCUGUCAGUGAAUGCACCGCACGCAUAGAGGACAGAACAGUGAAACGACGGCAUCCUUACGGACAAGGUAACGCAGAUCAGGCUAAUAGCAGACACCUUUGGAGUGCCACGACGUAUCAGCUAAGUACAGCUUCCAAAGCAGUGUUUCACUAGAAGCUAACAUCGGCACCAUGUCUGCUAAUUCAUAUAAAACAAGAUCUCAGGCUUCAUGCUCUUCUACUGGUUCGGCAGCAGCCAGGGCAAGAGCAAAAGCGGAGGCAGCUAAAACUCGCCUUGCCUUUGCUAAGAAAGAAGUAAAUCUGAAAUUAGAAAAGGCUCAAAUUGAAGCAUCUAUGGAACUUCUUCAAUGCGAGAAAGAUGCAGCUAUGGCGGCAGCAGAAGCAGAAGUCUUAGAGGCUGCUGUUCAAUCACAAAUUGAUGAUCAUGAUUCAGAUCUCCCUUCUCUUGAAAGUUCACUGCGAACGGAAAGCUAUGUUCUGGCUCAGACUAAGGUGAUAGAAAAUGUAACUACUGAAAUGCACAAAGAGCCGUCACCACUUAACAAGCUCCCAAUUAACAUAGUUGACAACCCCAGUGAUAUUCAUUCCUCACACAUAAACUUGGUAAACUGUGGAUUAACAUUAGAUACAAAAAAUCAUUCUAAACAGAGUGCGUACCGGCAACAGAUUCCAGCUACUUCAUUAUCUCACCUUCCUCCCUAUCCACUUCCAGUUAGCCAUAAUGGAAAUCAUGAUCGGGCACAACAACAAUCAAGAAAUAGCUGUUAUGAUCCCGCCUGCAAUUCCAGGCCGUCAAGCCACGGUGAUGGAAAUAUCAGCGAAUUUGUCAGAUACCUUGCCCGUCGGGAAAUAGUAACAACAGGCCUCCUACAGUUCAACGACAGGCCACAGAACUACAGAGCCUGGAAACGCUCUUUUGAGAAUGCAGUAAGGGGCCUGGAUCUGUCCGCAAGUGAGGAGAUGGAUUUACUUUGUAAGUGGCUUGGUAAAGAAUCUGUGGAGCAUGUUGAACAAAUCAGAGCUAUACACAUCAAUCAUCCAGAUGCCGGGCUAAAAAUGAUCUGGGAGAGACUCGACCAAUGCUAUGGCUCUGCAGAGGCAGUUGAGGAUGCUCUGUUUAAGCGGCUCGACAACUUUCCAAAGAUCACAAACAGAGAUUACGUGAAGCUGAGAAAAUUCGGUGAUGUGCUGAUGGAGCUCCAGAGUGCCAAAAGGGAGGGAGACCUCCCUGGCCUCUCUUUUCUAGACUCUGCCAGGGGUGUAAACCCAAUUGUGCAAAAACUCCCCUUUUACUUACAAGAAAAGUGGGUUUCAGUUGGUGCAAAUUACAAACGUGAUUACCAGGUCUCUUUUCCCCCGUUUAGCGUUCUAGUAGACUUUGUUAACCGAGAGGCUAAUAAUAGAAAUGAUCCAAGCUUUAAAUUUGCCUCUCAUGCUGACACUGCACCCAGACCUGAAAAACCUUUCUGGAAGUUUAACAGACAGAGAGAAGUGUCAGUACACAAAACAGAAGUAUUUUUGAACCCCAGCUAUGAGUCACAAGGGAAUUCAAAAAGGUCAGAUGAUUGUAAUAAAUUGUGCCCAGUACACAAAAAACCUCAUGCCCUUCUAAAAUGCAGAGCCUUUCGUGAGAAGCCCAUCGGAGAACGCAGAACACUUCUGAAAGAGAACAACAUUUGCUUUAGAUGCUGCGCCUCGUCGACACAUUUUGCUAAACAUUGUAAGGCCAAAGUGCAAUGCUCUGAAUGCGGCAAUGAAAAUCACAACACAGCUCUCCACCCUGGCCCAGCUCCCUGGAGCAAAGAAGCUGACUCCGAUGUAGAGCAUGGCGGGGAGCAGGGUGUCACCUUGCCAAGUGCAGUCACUUCCAAAUGCACUCAAGUCUGCGGUGGUAACCUAGCUAACAGGUCAUGUUCUAAAAUUUGCCUUGUAAAGGUAUACCCAGCAGGCCACCCAGACCAGGCAAUCAAGCUGUAUGCUAUUCAUGAUGAGCAGAGCAAUCGGUCUCUUGUCCGGUCAGAAUCAACCACGAAUAAAGACGGUUCUUGUAAAGGUUGGCACCGUUGUGGAACUGGAGUCACAGUGGAAGAGUUUGAGAAAGCCAAGAACAGUGUCAUCCGAGCUGUGCAGGGAGAGGCAUACUCUGAGGAGAUCAGGUGCAUUGGUGGGCAACAGGAGAUUCCUAAGGGCAGUCCCAUCAAAAAUCUGGACCCCUUCUUAGACAACCAAGAUUCUCACAUGCAGGCCAAAGUCAAACUCUGA